Carica papaya (papaya) is the source of this 3284-nucleotide messenger RNA. It is a transcript of the gene XIP1, whose product is annotated as Leucine-rich repeat transmembrane protein kinase family protein. The record is from RefSeq and is a predicted model, not a curated record. Gene Ontology annotation, molecular function: protein binding; protein kinase activity; ATP binding. Lineage: Eukaryota; Viridiplantae; Streptophyta; Magnoliopsida; Brassicales; Caricaceae. Gene Ontology annotation, biological process: protein phosphorylation.
UGCUACUUCAAGAACCUCUUACUUUUCCAUCAUCAUCAUCAUCAUGAUCAUCUCGAGGUUUCGGAUAUUAAUGGUGUCGAUCAUACCAUUUAUAUAUUUCUCUACUCUUUUUCCUCACGAACCUCUCUAGAAACCCACCUUCUUUAAACCACUUCUCUGGGUUUUUUUUUUUAAAAAAAUUCAUCCUCCAAUGGCUUCCAAAUCCACUUUCGUCAUCCUCUUUGUGCUGAUUAUGUUUCUCUCAUGUCCUUCAGAAGUCACCAGUACUAACCAGUCUCAGUUUUUCACAUUGAUGAAGGCUUCUCUAUCAGGAAACGCCUUGUCUGAUUGGGAUGUCAGUGGGGGAAAACCUUUCUGUAAUUUCACAGGAGUUGGCUGCAAUGAUCGAGGGUAUGUCGAAGAGAUUGACAUCUCCGGCUGGAUGCUUUCUGGGUAUUUCCCAAGUGAUAUAUGUUCUUAUCUGCCAGAAUUACGCGUUCUUCGCCUCAGUCAAAACAACCUCCAUGGAAAUUUCCUCAACAGCAUAGUCAAUUGCUCCCUCUUGGAAGAAUUCAACAUGAGCUUUGUUUAUCUGAGAGCAAAUCUUCCAGAUUUGUCCCGGAUGAAGUCAAUUUGGAUACUUGACAUGUCCUACAACCUCUUUACCGGCGAUUUCCCGAUGUCCAUAACUAAUCUGACAAGUCUUGAGUUGCUCACUUUCAAUGAAAAUGGAGAAUUCAACUUAUGGGAACUUCCUGACAACAUUUCCAGGCUAGUGAAUCUCAAGGUUAUGGUGCUGUCAACAUGUAUGCUGCAGGGUCCAAUUCCAGCAUCAAUCGGAAACAUGACAUCACUUGUUGAUCUCGAACUGAGUGGGAAUUUUCUAUCUGGUCCAAUUCCUGCAGAGCUUGGUUUGCUCAGGAACUUGAAGCAACUUGAGCUGUACUACAAUUACCACUUAGCUGGACAGAUACCUGAGGAGCUUGGAAAUUUGAAAGAGCUAAGAGAUUUAGAUAUCUCAGUCAAUAAGCUGACAGGAGUAAUUCCGGAGUCUAUUUGUAGACUUCCUUAUCUCCGAGCCUUGCAGCUUUACAACAACAGCCUCACUGGAGAAAUCCCAACUGUCAUUGAAAAGUCGACAACCUUGACAAUCCUGUCACUUUAUGACAACUUCCUGACAGGAAAACUUCCUCAGAAUUUGGGAAAGUCCUCACCUUUAGUCGUUCUGGACGUGUCUGAGAACAAUCUAUCAGGUCCACUUCCGCAGGGGGUCUGCCAGAGUGGUAACUUGCUAUACUUUCUUGUCUUGGAAAACAUGUUUUCUGGAAAGAUACCUGAUACUUAUGCAGAUUGCAAGAGUGUUAUCCGGUUUAGGGUUAGUAGAAAUCAACUAGAGGGGAAAAUUCCUCAACGGAUUCUUGCCCUCCCUCAUGCUUCAAUCAUUGAUUUGGCUUACAAUAAAUUGACUGGUCCAGUACCAGAUACCAUUGGAAAUGCUAGGAAUUUAUCAGAACUGUUCCUGCAGGGGAAUCGAAUUUCAGGGAUUGUACCUUCCCAAAUCUCUAGAGCUAUCAAUUUGGUUAAGAUUGAUCUUGGUAAUAAUCUUCUGUCUGGUCCAAUACCUUCAGAAAUUGGAAAACUAAAGAAGUUGAAUUUACUUCUGCUGCAAGGAAAUCGGUUAAAUUCUUCCAUCCCUGAAACAUUAUCUUCACUCAAAUCUUUGAACGUCCUCGAUCUAUCUAACAAUCUCUUGACUGGAAAUAUACCAGAUUCUCUAGCUGAUUUGUUAUCUACUUCUAUAAACUUUUCAAACAAUAUGCUUUCUGGUCCAAUCCCUGUUUCACUCAUCAAAGGAGGGUUGAUAGAAAGCUUUUCAGGUAACCCAGGUCUGUGUGUUUCAGUCAGCGUCAAUACUUCAGAUCAAAAUUUUCCCAUAUGUCCAAAAGGGUACAGCAGAAAACCUCUAAAUUCCAUCUGGGUAGUAGGAGUUUCAGCCAUUCUGAUCACUAUUGGCAUUGUACUGUUUUUAAAACGAAGAUGGAGUAAAGAUAGAUCUGCAAUGGAACAUCAAGAUGCCAGCUCGGCUUCUUCAUCAUUCUUUUCAUACGACGUGAAGAGCUUCCAUCGAAUAAGCUUCGAUCAACGGGAAAUCCUCAAGUCACUGGUUGAUAAGAACAUUGUGGGGCAUGGUGGGUCUGGUACAGUGUAUAAAAUUGCAUUGAGCAGUGGAGAGGUUGUUGCAGUGAAGAAACUAUGGAGUCACAAAACAAAAGGUUUUGCUUCAGAUGAUCAGUUGGUUUUGGACAAGGAACUGAAAACCGAGGUUGAGACUCUGGGAAGUAUAAGGCAUAAAAACAUUGUCAAAUUGUUUAGUUACUUGUCAAGUUUUGAUUGUAACCUCCUUGUUUAUGAGCAUAUGCCCAAUGGGAAUUUAUGGGAUGCCCUUCACAAUGGAUGGAUCCAUCUUGAUUGGCCUACUCGUCAUCAGAUUGCGCUCGGGGUUGCACAAGGUUUGGCAUAUCUUCACCAUGACCUGUUGCCACCAAUCAUUCAUAGAGACAUCAAAACAACCAACAUUUUACUUGAUAUCAAUUACCAACCUAAGGUAGCUGAUUUUGGCAUAGCUAAAGUUUUGCAAGCUAGAGGAAAAGACUCUACCACAACUGUUAUUGCAGGAACUUAUGGCUAUUUGGCUCCUGAAUAUGCAUAUUCCUCCAAGGCAACAACCAAGUGUGAUGUCUACAGUUUUGGUGUAGUGUUAAUGGAACUGAUUACAGGAAAGAAACCAGUAGAAGCAGAUUUUGGAGAGAACAAGAACAUCAUCUAUUGGGUUGCAACAAAGGUGGAAACCAAGGAAGGAGUUAUGCAGGUGUUGGACAAGUGUUUAUCAGGUUCGUUUAGAGACGAGAUGAUUCAGGUCCUACGAAUUGCCAUCCGUUGCACCUGCAAGACUCCAAGCCUUCGUCCAUCGAUGAACGAAGUUGUACAGAUGCUGAUUGAAGCUGAUCCGUGCAGAUUUGAUUCUUGCAAAUUUUCAAACAAGACCAAGGACGAAUCAAAUGUCAUGAAUAAGCCAAAGAACACUUCAGAAUUAUGAUAUCACCAAGAGGAGUUGUAAAGCAGUUUCAGAUCAAAUUUUUAGUAUGUGACAUAGCAUAUCUAUAGGACAUUAUUAUCUGUAAAACUCUAUAUUUAGAGGCUACUUAGCGGCAAAAUAACUAGCUUAGCAUUUUCUUUCUCCUUUUUCUUUUUCCCCAUUGCAUAUAUAUAUAAAUAUAAUGUUCAAGAAAAGCAGCAAGUUUGCA